Messenger RNA from Trifolium pratense (red clover), 1720 nucleotides. RefSeq lists its product as uncharacterized. Gene Ontology annotation, cellular component: RNA polymerase I complex. Lineage: Eukaryota; Viridiplantae; Streptophyta; Magnoliopsida; Fabales; Fabaceae. Gene Ontology annotation, biological process: nucleolar large rRNA transcription by RNA polymerase I; RNA polymerase I preinitiation complex assembly; transcription elongation by RNA polymerase I. Bases 222 to 1526 code for a protein of 434 amino acids. The record is from RefSeq and is a predicted model, not a curated record. The transcript has 5 exons. Gene Ontology annotation, molecular function: DNA binding.
ACUACACUUUGUUUUUAACAGGCCCAUUUAUUUAAUGAAAUAAAAAAAAAAAACUAUUUUGUUUUAAUAUUCUAAAACCUGAAACAAUAAAUCCCAAAACCUCUAAGCCGCGCUUUCCCCUUUUCUCAGAAACAAGUCGGAGUCACAACUCAUCUCGCCGGAAAAACGCCGCCGGAGUUUGUUAUCCACCGCUAGAAACACCGUGAACAAAGUGUAUCAUAAUGGAAAACUCUGAACCACAAUCAAAGAAAAAAUCAAAAAGCAAAAGCAAAAGCAAAAGCAAAAGCAAAAGCAAAAGAAAAAUGGAUACUGAACUAGUUUUUGAACCGGUUGUUCAUGAACCGGUUAAGGCUAAGGUUGAAGUUGUCCCCACGGAUCCAAACAAAAUGGCUCCUUUUGUUGGUUAUUUUCCGUCUGGAUUUGAUCCGGAAAAGCAGCCGGGUUCGACAAGUAUUCAAGCUUAUACAAAUAAGAUUAUGUCUAAGAGGACUGAGCUUGUUGUAAGUCCUGCUGGUUGUUCGGUUGAAUUUGUCGGAUCGAGUUAUGAGGGUGAGGUCACGGCUGCAAAAGGGGCGUCGUUGUAUGCCCUUGGUGUUUUUGAUAAGGAAACUCAGACACUUAAGGUUAUGCACAUUAGUGCUAAUAAGAUAUUUAGAUUGGAACCGAAAGUUAGAGGUUUGGAAUAUAAGGAGCCGCCUCCGUCUCCGAUUGAGGAAGAGUUGAGUACGGAAGACUGGAGAGAGAAACACCAUAAGCUUGAUGCUGCUCUCGCAACAAAGAAGCAAAUUGAGAAGAGACAAAAGUUCGCUGAAAUCAGACAAGAUGAAGAACAACCUGAAGCUCAAAAGAAUCUGGAUGAGAAAAUGAAAAAUGUUGAAGUAAAAGAAAUUGCUAUUGCAAGUACAGAAGCUCAUGUUACUCGCCAGAUACCACCAUAUAAUGCUUCUGCAACUACACCUCAGGAGGCUUAUGUAUUGGACCAAAUCAUCCUUACAGGAGAAUGGAAUUACCUUCAAGACAUUUACUAUGGUUUGCAGAAGGGAGCAGACUUCAGUGGUUACCCAACUUUUAUUUGCAACAGGAUAGACAGAUUAAAUAAGAUAGAGGACGAGAAUGAAAAGCUGAAGCUUUCUUGCAUACUCUCAUUCAUCAAUCAUCUUCUCAAGUUCAAAGAUCAGCACUCCAUGGAUGGUGUUUCCUCUUCAAAGAAUCAUAAAAUUCCUCACAUUCUAAAGAAUAGAUUUAAUGAAAUGUUUGCUGCUAACACUGAAUCAAGAAGGCUGCCACCUGGAAAGAUUAAUCUUCUCAAUUCAUAUAUUGCAGUGCUCACACUUUUCUCUGACGAAUUCCAGACUGACUACACCGAUAUAUCAAAGGAUCUGAGGAUGCAUAUAACGGAGGUGAGAAAAAUCUAUGCGCAUUUGGGUUGCAAAUUUAUAAGAAUGAAUAGAUUUUUCUGUGCCACUCUUUUUGUCCCUCUUAAAUUUCCUGAGUUAAGGUCUAAGAAGAGGCCGAGAAAGAAUUGAUCACUUUUGAGACUGUUUUUGUUACUACUGUUAGUCACUUUGAUGCAGUGAUGUCAAAUUUUGCUAUCCAACCCUAGGAGGUAUUGGAUACUUUAGCUUCUUUAUUUGAUCUGAGAACAGUUGAACUAUGUGCUGCUUUGUGUUUUGAUCAUCUUUAAAGUUAUCAAUACACUAAUUAUAGUUUGUUUUAUAAA